Messenger RNA from Linum trigynum, 2378 nucleotides. Lineage: Eukaryota; Viridiplantae; Streptophyta; Magnoliopsida; Malpighiales; Linaceae. The record is from the annotation of a GenBank genome assembly.
CGCCCCCUCAAGCGGAGGCAUGAAUAUCAUGAAGGCCAAGCGUGGAAGUCAGAAAUGAAAACUGGUCCGCACCUAGGCCCUUGGUAAACAUGUUAGCCACAUGAUCGUGCGACGAAAUCUUCUGCGGGGCUGUCUCACCAGAAGUCACGCGCUCACGAACAAAGUGACAAUCCAUCUCAACGUGCUUUGUGCGCUCAUGAAAAACGGGGUUAGCUACGAUAUGCAAAGCUGCCUGGUGCUCUAAAACACAACACCUAACAAUGGCCAAGUAUAACCAAUGAAAGGGACUGCGGUAUAGUGGCACAAGUAAUAAAUAUCGAAUCCACGGGUCUCUAGAGUUACUACUCAGCUUCGGUUCAUUAUCUAGCAAACUAGAUUAAGGAUUGAUUAACUAAACUACUCUACUAACUAAACUAAGUAAAACUACUAAUUACAGUUUGGGAACUCACUUAGGUAUGAUUCCCCCUAGCUCCUCAAUUAGGUCCAAGUUGUAAUUCCUUUUGGUUGUUUUACUGUUGAUUAAACUGCAGAAGAUCCGACAGUAGCUUGGAAUCUCUUAAGCUGACCAAGCCCUCUCAGUCUAACUAUCCGGCAGACGACUAGUCUUUACCGGGAUAGAAAGCUGAAGCAAUAAGCACAGAACUCCACUACUGGAAUUGGAUUCCAGUACAAAGCAGUAAACUGGCUAACUCUCGUAUAGCCAAUCUCCUACUACCGAAUGAUGAGACUCUAGCAACCUAAUCAGAUUCUAUCUAUCUCAGAUUGCAGCAGGAAUCAGGAAAAGUUGAUCAGACUUCAAUUGACUCAAUAAACAUGCAUCAUUCGAUUAUAAUCAAACAAUAUAGCAUCCAAAACUUCAUACAAGAAAGAUCCUAACUCAUGGAACUAGGGUUCCUCAAAACCUAAGUGAAGGGAAGUUACUCCAUAGAGAAGAGAGAGACUGCAGAAAUCUGAUCUAGAUCUUCAAUCUCCAUCUCCAAGCUUGAUUCCCGAGCUCCAAUGGCGAAGAAAUCCUCCAAAAUAGCUCCAAGAAUGUUCCCAAGUCGCUCUCUCUCUCUAGGGUUCGUCCCUUGGGUGUUUGGGAACCAAAAACCCAGCUCCCCCUCUCUCCUUUUUCCUGAAAAUCGGGUUUUAACCAGCAAUUCCCGACUCACACGGGCAGGGCCACACGGCCGUGUGGCAUACCCAGUUGCCCGUGUGACUUCAAAACGUCGCGUAUCGAUUAAUUGGACUUCAGUCAACCUACACGGCCAGGGUCACACGGCCGUGUGGAUCACCCUGCCUGGCCGUGUGAAGCCUCGCAGAAUUCCACACGGCCAAACCACUCCUUCACACGGCCGUGUGGAUAUCAGGGCAAGCCGUGUGAAUGCUCGUACAAUCUCACACGGCCAAAGUGGGCACUUGCACGGCCGUGUGAGUUGUGGGUGUGCCCGUGUGGCUUCCUUUUCGACUUGCCUCGCGCCCGAUCUUCGUCUAAUCGACCCCGAACUCGCUCCUAAACCUUCAUUUACUUGCUAGGACCUGAAAUAUCACAAACAAACACAACCUAGUGUGAAAUCGGCCUAAAACACGAGAAUUACCAUCCCAAACGGCUCAAGAAUAGGGGUAAAAACAUGUGCAAUUAAAGGCUUAUUAAACUCCCCCACACUUAACCGUUUGCUUGGGGACACAAGGUAAGCUCACAUAUUUCAAUCAACCAACAUUGGGGACAAAUCAUAUAGGCACAGAAACACGUGAAUCAUACUGGUUUUGAAACAUCAACACAUGAACAACCUUAAUAGCAACCUGGACAACCACCACAGAAGACAUUCGAGUGCAGCAAAAUCGAGUAAAGGAGGAGUCUCCCUACUGUUCAUCAACCAACAUAGGCUUGACUCAAUCACUCACUCAAGACAGUCAACUCAUGCAUAAAACUCAAGAUAUCAGAAUAGAGACCGAGCAAUCUAGGUCCUCACCGGGUAAAGAGUGUAAAGAACAAGGAAAUGAAUCGCUCACUCUCGACCAGUGGGGUCAGGACAAUUUGAUGCGAAAAAUGCGCAUACUAAUUCUCUCAAAUCCUAACAUCUCUUCACCAUGACGGCAGCCUCUAAAGGUCAGAGUUCACAUAAAUGGUUGUCAUCACUAACUAAUCAGGAGGUCUUAGACACAGGUUCAAAUGACUGGCUAGGGUCUUGGACAUGGGGAAAAAGCCUUUUAGGUGGUGGAAGUAUUCAUGGCACAAGGUUCCACAAUUCCCAACCCAACAAACUCACAGUCAAUCAAACCAGUACUUUCUUUCUGCUAUUCUGCAUUACUCAAAUUCAGAGCAUAAGAUCGAAGGAGGUCACAUAAAUACCAGUAUUUCUAAGCCAGAGUGCUAAGAAACACUACUUAAUGGG